GGUUCGGGGGGGCUGGGCAAGGCGCCGUGCGGGGCCUCUCUGUUGUCUCUGCCCUCACCCUGUGCUUGUCGUUGUAGAAUGAAGACCAUUCUCAGUAACCAGACUGUCGACAUCCCGGAGAAAGUCGACAUUUCUCUGAAGGGCCGGACAGUUAUUGUGAAAGGUCCCAGAGGAACCCUGCGCCGAGAUUUUAACCACAUAAAUGUAGAACUCUCCCUCUUGGGAAAGAAGCACAAGAAGCUACGUGUUGACAAAUGGUGGGGUAACAGAAAGGAGCUGGCAACAGUUCGAACAAUUUGCAGCCAUGUUCAAAACAUGAUCAAGGGUGUCACAUUGGGCUUUCGUUACAAGAUGAGGUCUGUGUAUGCUCAUUUCCCUAUCAAUGUAGUUAUACAGGAAAAUGGAUCACUUGUGGAAAUCCGUAACUUCCUGGGAGAGAAAUAUAUCCGCAGAGUGCGCAUGAGACCAGGUGUUGCCUGUGCAGUAUCUCAAGCCCAGAAGGAUGAGUUGAUUCUUGAAGGGAAUGAUAUUGAAUUGGUAUCCAACUCAGCUGCCUUGAUCCAGCAGGCCACUACAGUCAAGAACAAGGAUAUCAGAAAAUUCUUAGACGGUAUCUAUGUUUCUGAGAAGGGAACAGUACUGCAGGCUGAUGAAUAAAACUAUAUAAUAGUUGUCUAGAUUCUGAAGCCAUGAGCGGGACAUCUUUAACUUUCUACUUAAUACAACAAGUACCAAAUGGGAAGUCAUGCUAAGAAUAAAACAAAUAUUCCACA
This is a messenger RNA of Pelodiscus sinensis (Chinese soft-shelled turtle), 773 nucleotides long. It is a transcript of the gene RPL9, whose product is annotated as ribosomal protein L9. Gene Ontology annotation, molecular function: structural constituent of ribosome; rRNA binding. Gene Ontology annotation, cellular component: cytosolic large ribosomal subunit; ribosome. The record is from RefSeq and is a predicted model, not a curated record. Gene Ontology annotation, biological process: cytoplasmic translation. Lineage: Eukaryota; Metazoa; Chordata; Testudines; Trionychidae.